This is a messenger RNA of Vicia villosa (hairy vetch), 568 nucleotides long. Its product is annotated as protein BOLA1, chloroplastic. The coding region runs from base 114 to 431 and encodes 105 amino acids. The transcript has a single exon. The record is from RefSeq and is a predicted model, not a curated record. Lineage: Eukaryota; Viridiplantae; Streptophyta; Magnoliopsida; Fabales; Fabaceae.
UAAAUAAACUUAACACUUCGUCAUUAUCCAAACCCUGCAAGAACUUUCCCCAAUUUCGGCAACCCAAUUCUCCAUUCCAAAACCCUAAAAUCACCAAAACCGUUUCCAACCCAAUGAGUUACCGUAACGGCGCCGCAAUACUCUCAAGAGCCAACAGAAUCAAAUCAAAGCUUCAAUCCUCCCUCGAAGCCACCGUUCUGGAGGUAGACGACGUGUCGUAUCAGCACGCCGGUCACGCCGCAAUGAAAGAUACUUCCGAUAAAGAAACUCAUUUCAACUUGAAAAUCGUUUCUCCCAAAUUCGAAGGUCAGAGUCUUCUUAGACGACACCGUUUGGUCUAUGAUCUUCUCUCUGACGAGCUUCAAUCUGGACUUCACGCGCUUUCUAUUGUCGCCAAGACGCCGAAUGAAGUGGCCAAUACUACGAAAUGAUACGGUGCGUUUUGGGAAUUGUUUCAAGUUUUGAUUUUUUUUUUUAUUGUUGUUGAAUAACCUUAGUGAAUCAUUGUAGUAUAUGUUUUCCAAUGUUCUAUAUGAUUAUUAGAAUAAAUUGUCAUUUUUGUAUCUAA